Messenger RNA from Tripterygium wilfordii, 953 nucleotides. Its product is annotated as translationally-controlled tumor protein homolog. Lineage: Eukaryota; Viridiplantae; Streptophyta; Magnoliopsida; Celastrales; Celastraceae. The transcript has 5 exons. Gene Ontology annotation, cellular component: cytoplasm. Gene Ontology annotation, molecular function: calcium ion binding. Bases 123 to 629 code for a protein of 168 amino acids. The record is from RefSeq and is a predicted model, not a curated record.
GGCAAAACCUUUGCCUAUAUAUAGACGUCGUGCACCGAUCGACCAACCUCUCUAGCAUCCUCGGUCUCCUAGCAUCCUCUCAGGUACUUUUUUUCCAGAUCUAUACGAGAGACUCUGCAAUCAUGUUGGUCUAUCAGGACUUGAACACCGGUGAUGAGCUCCUCUCCGACUCAUUUCCAUACAAGGAGAUCGAGAAUGGGAUUCUCUGGGAGGUCGAGGGAAAGUGGGUUGUUCAAGGAGCAGUUGAUGUAGACAUUGGCGCAAAUCCUUCUGCAGAAGGUGGUGAUGAGGAUGAGGGUGUUGAUGACCAAGCUGUCAAGGUGGUUGACAUUGUCGACACAUUUAGACUCCAGGAGCAACCUGCUUUUGACAAGAAGCAGUUUGUCACAUACAUGAAGAGAUUCAUCAAGGCAUUGACCCCUAAGCUGGAUGCAGAAGACCAAGAGAAAUUUAAGAAAAACAUAGAAUCGGCAACUAAGUUCCUGCUUUCAAAGCUCAGUGACCUCCAAUUUUUCGUGGGGGAGAGCAUGCAUGAUGAUGCUACUCUGGUGUUUGCUUACUACAAGGAAGGUGCCACUGAUCCGACAUUCUUGUACUUUGCCCAUUCUUUGAAGGAGGUCAAAUGCUAAGAAGUGAGGAUAUAUGGCCAGAAGAUAGAAAGUUCUGGCUUUAGUAUUAGUUUUUAUCAUUGCAUGGGUUUUUUGGUUUUUGUUUAUUUUCGAUUAUGUUUUGUGCUGGUUUACUUAAGUCUACGUACGUUCUUUUGAUUGUAUGCUGUUGUGUAGUAGACAUUACUAUUUAUAUUGGUUCUGGUUUUGUUCAAGCUUACUGUUGAUAUAUGAGCAUGCAAGUGGCCAAGAAUAAUAAUUCUGCCAGUGCCCUGGAAGUGGGUUGUUAAGUGAGCACACAUUCACUGUCAAAGUAUUCCUUCAUGUUGUUUUUUUAUAGACUUA